Messenger RNA from Sphaeramia orbicularis (orbiculate cardinalfish), 2944 nucleotides. It is a transcript of the gene polk, whose product is annotated as polymerase (DNA directed) kappa. Gene Ontology annotation, molecular function: damaged DNA binding; DNA-directed DNA polymerase activity. Gene Ontology annotation, cellular component: nucleus. Lineage: Eukaryota; Metazoa; Chordata; Actinopteri; Kurtiformes; Apogonidae. Gene Ontology annotation, biological process: error-prone translesion synthesis. The record is from RefSeq and is a predicted model, not a curated record.
GAUUUCAAAACAUGUAGAGACAUGAUCGUAGACAGCUGAGUGAACAAGGUAGAUCUGGAAAAAAGCUAAUUUAUCUAACAACCGUCGGUUAUCUGACUAAUCCAGGAAAUACAUGUACAUAAUGGAUCAUACAGCUCAGUUGAUUAACUUUUAUAAGACAUAAUACAUACCGGUAAUAAUUAUAUAUUGGACAAAACAACUGUUCGAUAAGGGAACAUUCUCAGGAUGGAAAAUGGGACUGCAUCUACUACAGAAGAGGGUUUCCUCUCCAGAAUGGCCCUCAAUGACAAAGCUGGUAAGGAGGGUCUUGACAGGGACAAGAUCAACAAGAUCAUCAUGGAGACAUCCAAGGGAUCAAGGUUUUAUGAGAAUGAGCUGAAGAGGGAGCAGCAAGUGAACCAGCGAAUUGAGAAAAUGAUGCUGCAAAAGGCAAAGAUUACAGAGGAACAAUUAAGAAAGCAAAAGCUCAGGUAAAAUGUGGAGAGGGUCACCUCUGAGCUGGAGAGAAGACGUGAUCUUGGUCAUGUGAUCUGUACAUGUGGGACACUGGAUGCUUUUUAGCCUGCUGUCGAGAUGAGGGACUGUCCUGAGCUCAAGGACAAACCAAUGGCUGUGGGAUCCAUGAGUAUGCUGUCAACAUCUAACUACCAUGCCAGGAAGUUCGGUGUUCGAGCUGCUAUGCCUGGCUUUAUUGCAAAAAAACUCUGCCCGAACUUAGUGAUUGUUCCAACCAACUUUGACAAAUACAGAGCUGUCAGUGAAGAGAUACGGGAGAUUUUUGCUGAGUAUGACCCUCACUUCCAGCCUAUGAGUCUGGAUGAAGCCUAUCUGAAUUUUUACAGACCACCUGGAACAGAGGAAGAGCUGGCAGAGUCCUCACGUACACAUUAUUUCUCUGCCAGUCGGACCACUACAGGUGAUUGCACAGAAGGAAGUUCAUCAGAAUACAGUAGAAGACACAAGGGACUCUCUCCUGAUCUGUUCGAGGAUAGUCCAAGCUCCUCUCCUGUCUUGUCCAGUUCUGGAGGUGGCUGCUGCUGGUGAUGCAUUUGAAGUGUUGGGACAUCUGUGGAGGAGGCUGUGAGAGAGAUGCGCUUCCGCAUUGAGCAGAGGACCAGGCUAACUGCAAGUGCAGGCAUUGCUCCAAACAUGAUGCUUGCCAAGGUGUGCAGUGACAAGAACAAGCCUAACGGCCAAUACCGACUCCCCUCCACCAGAGAGGCAGUAAUGGACUUCAUCCAGAACCUCCCAGUUCGUAAAGUGUCUGGCAUAGGGAAAGUGAGUGAGAAGAUGCUAAAUGCACUGGGCAUCAGUACAUGUUCUCAUCUUGGUCAGCAGAUGGCAUUGUUGUCAUUGUUGUUCUCUGAGACAGCAUGGACUCACUUCAUGGAGGUUUCCUUGGGUUUGGGCUCAACAUAUAUCCCAAGGCAUGAAGAAAGAAAAAGCAUGAGCACGGAAAGGACAUUUAAAGAACUGAGUAGAGCUGAGGAUCAGUUUGCUUUAUGUAAGACUCUCUGUGAAGACUUAGCUGAAGACAUGAAGAAAGAAGGCCUGAAGGGUAAAACAGUAACACUGAAGCUGAAGAACGUGAACUUUGAGGUGAAAACGAGGGCUUUGACAGUGCCAUAUGCUGUUGCCACAGUGGAUGAGAUCUUUGCUGUUGCUAAGGACCUCCUAAAAACUGAAAUAGAAAACGUAACCCCCCAGCCACUCAGACUGAGGCUCAUGGGUAUAGAGGGUUCUGCUUUUGUCAGUUCAGAUGACAAAAAGCCGCUGCAGAAGAGCAUCAUUGGUUUCCUUCAAUCAGGCAAGACGGACUGUAUUGACAGUGGGCCGUCCCAAGAAUGUGAAAAACUGGACAAAGAGCAUCUAUCCAGUCAGCCCAUCCAAACAUUGCCUCUCACAGGUCUCCCUCCUGUGCAGAAUUGCUUUGAAUUACCCUGGCGGACUAAGCAGGGAGGUGGAAAGACCACCAAGGAACCUCAGCAGUCUUUCUUCCAAAGGGCCCAGGCUAAGAGACUGCAACUGCAGGCAGUAAAUUCAACCACACAGGAGGCGGAGCAUGGGGAAAGAGCUCCUGUGAUUACUUCCACAGGCAAUCACACGGAUAAGAGCAUGGAGACAUCAACAACAGUGCAAGAGUCAAACAGUAACACAGCCUCUUGUGUGUCACAGAAGGACAUUUCCCCUUCACCAGAGCCCUGUACAUCCACUUCAGGCUGUGGUGGCCCAGUCUCCAAGAACUUCACCUGUCCUGUGUGUUUCACUCAGAUCAAAACAACUGACUUAAAUAUCUUCAACAGACAUAUAGACCUUUGUCUCACAGAUGGCACAAGGAAGCCAAACCAAAAAAUAUAUCCUGACUCUGAGUCGGAUUGGACUCGGAGAACAGCAGAAUGCAUGGGCAAUGAUGGACGCGUGGAGGGGGCGUAUUCAACAGCAGAGGUUAGAACACCCGUGACUCUAAUCAAACUGUUAUCAAUGGUGACAGUGGUGCAGGUGACCCCAAAGCAGCCUCAGGCAUGUAAUGAUAAAUGUCCCGUCCUCAUCUGCCCGGUGUUUCACACGACACAGGACACGACCGACCUCACUAUUAACCACCACGUUGACCUCGGCUUGAACCAGGAAGUGUUGCACGAGCUUCAGGGACAGACAUUAACUCCCAUGAACCCCCUUCAGUUGCAGUCGCAACAACAAGCCAAUAGUCAUCUCCUGCUAAGGCAAGCAAGUAAAGGCAAAACCAAAAGACGAGACUCUCCUUCUUCUCCUCCAUCUAAAAAGACUAAAGGGCUCGCUCCUCGCAACAAUGACAAGUUCUUCAGGUGACAGUCAUGCACACGGAGUAUCCAUCCCAUUCUUACCUGGAGAUGUGCAGAAAGUAGAUACUACAGUAAAUGGAAUAUUUAUGUGCCAUCAUUUAUGCUUAGACUCUUCUACUGGAAUU